UGUCUCUUCAAAACUAUUACGUCAUCACGUCAGUCUGUGGGUCACAGUUUGGCAACAUGGCGGCGCACAGGCUCUCUCCAUCACUGAACAGACUCCUGUUCGCGGUAAAGUAUUCCUCAUUCCAGUCCAGAUGCUGUGCAGGACACUGCUACGCUCACUACUCCACUGUCUCCAGUCCCAGUGAGAAGACCUUCGAUAAGAUCCUCAUUGCCAACAGAGGAGAGAUUGCUUGCAGGGUGAUCAAGACAUGUCGCAAGAUGGGCAUCCAGACUGUAGCUGUCCACAGCGACGUGGACUCCAGUGCUGUUCAUGUAAAGAUGGCUGAUGAGGCGGUGUGUGUUGGCCCCGCCCCCACCAACAAGAGCUACCUCAACAUGGACGCCAUCAUGGAGGCCGUCAGAGCGACUGGAGCACAAGCUGUUCAUCCUGGCUACGGGUUUCUGUCUGAAAACAAAGAGUUUGCAAAGCGACUGGCAGCAGAGAACGUGGCAUUCAUUGGUCCAGACACCCAUGCUAUCAUGGCAAUGGGAGAUAAAAUUGAGAGCAAGCUGAUCGCUAAGGCUGCUGAGGUCAACACCAUCCCAGGAUAUGAUGGAGUCGUCAAGACUGCUGAGGAAGCCGUGACGAUCUCACAGCAAAUUGGCUACCCGGUGAUGAUCAAAGCUUCGGCAGGAGGAGGAGGGAAAGGGAUGAGGAUUGCCUGGAAUGAUAAUGAGACAAGGGAAGGUUUCCGCUUCUCGUCUCAGGAGGCAGCGUCCAGCUUUGGAGACGACCGGCUGCUUAUCGAGAAGUUCAUCGACAACCCCAGACACAUAGAGAUACAGGUUCUGGCUGAUAAACACGGUAACGCUCUGUGGCUGAAUGAGAGGGAAUGCUCCAUCCAGAGGAGGAACCAGAAGGUGGUGGAGGAGGCUCCCAGUACCUUCCUGGACCCGGAGACCCGGCGGGCGAUGGGGGAGCAGGCGGUGAAGCUGGCCAAGGCGGUACAGUACUCCUCCGCCGGCACCGUGGAGUUCCUGGUGGAUUCCAAGAAGAACUUCUACUUCCUGGAGAUGAACACAAGACUGCAGGUGGAGCAUCCAAUCACAGAGUGUAUCACUGGCCUGGACCUGGUGGAGCAGAUGAUCAGGGUUGCUAAGGGUUACCACCUGAAAUACAAACAGGAAGACAUCCCAAUCAACGGCUGGGCCAUCGAGAGCCGCGUCUACGCCGAGGAUCCCUACAAGUCUUUUGGUCUCCCCUCCGUUGGACGUCUGUCUCAAUACCAAGAGCCCCUCAACCUCAGCAAUGUCCGUGUGGACAGCGGCAUCCAGGAGGGAAGUGACAUCAGCAUCUACUACGAUCCCAUGAUCUCUAAGUUGGUUACAUAUGGAGCUACGCGAGCAGAAGCCCUGUCAAAGAUGGAGGACGCUCUGGACAACUAUGUGAUCAGAGGUGUCACCCACAACAUCCCCCUCCUGCGGGAGAUCAUCACCCACCCCCGCUUCAUCUCUGGUGACAUCACCACCAACUUCCUGCCGGAGGUCUACCCAGAAGGCUUUAAGGGUCUGCAGCUGGGGGCCGACAGUCGCAGGGAGCUGCUGGCGUCUGCUGCAGCGCUGCACAUCACCGCUCAGCUGCGCUCCCAGAGGCUGCUGGGGGACCUCAGGGUGUCCUCGGCCCCUGUGGAGCUGAGCCGCUGGGACCUGGUCGUGGAGCUGGAGGAGGGAAAACACUCUGUGGCGGUCACCAAGUCAGGGAAUGUUUAUACUGUGGAGGUGGAUGGAGAACAGGUGGAAGUCAGUGGACUGUGGAACCUGGCCUCCCCCCUGCUGCCACUCAGCAUCAAUGGCACACACAGGAUGCUACAGUGUCUGUCCAGAGAUGCUUCAGGAAGGAUUGACCUGCAGUACAAGGGCACAUCGUUUAAGAUCCGUGUUCUGUCUAAGCUGGCUGCAGAGUUGAACUCCUACAUGCCAGAGAAAGUUCCAGAGGACACCAGCAGCCUCCUGCGCUCCCCCAUGCCGGGCACCGUGGUGGCUGUGUCCGUCAAGCCUGGAGACACGGUUGCAGAGGGUCAGGAGAUCUGUGUGAUUGAAGCCAUGAAGAUGCAGAACAGUCUGACUGCUGCCAGGGGCGCAAAGGUGAAGAGUGUGCACUGUAAGGCGGGGGAGACAGUGGGAGAGGGGGACCUGCUGGUAGAGCUAGAAUAAAUAUUGACCUUUGACAUCAUCACCAGGAAGAGCCUUACCCCCUCUGAGUCCUCAGAGGAGGAUCCACACUGGACAAUAACAGACACUCCAUCAUGUUGCCAGUGGUUACUCUCCGGAGAGCCCCCCCCCCUCACCACCAUGACGAUGACUCAGCAGUCUGCUCCACAUGUAACACUAACCCUGCAGCUGCACACAGACCUCCUGUAAAUCAGUCCAUGCUUGUGUUGAGUGUGUUUUCUAGACCUGAUUGUUUGUGUUGUUUUUGGAGUCAGUUUAACCACAUUUCAAAAUAUUGUCCCGUUUCACCUUCAUGCUGUUUGCCUUGCAGAUAGUUUCAGUUAUAUGCCAAGGUUUUUAUGUCUGCUUCCAAUAAUAUGGACUUGGACCUUUGGUGUGUAAGCUGCUCAUGACUCUUCCAAAUGUUCUUUUUCUUUAGACAUUUUAAGAGACAGAUAUCUCAAUUACAGUAAAGAUGCUGUGCUCAUUCUUCCAACUGUAACUGAAUGAACUGCUAAAUGAACCGUUAGAUUUAGACUGGAGAAUGUUCUGGUUUCCAUCCUGUGCUCUGGAGUCAGGUUUCCUGUUGUUGGGGGGGUCCAUUUGUCUCCAUGGUGCAGGUCCAGCCUUGAUCAGACCUCACUGAACCGGUGUAUUUAUAUUACAACCAACUUCCAUCUGUUAAACAAUAAUGUGACUUCUAGAAGCAAUUGGCUGACCAGUGAUGAUUUACUGUAGGUUAGGUUUUCCUUAUUAGAGACAGAGAACACUUUUGCAAACAUCUUUCAUCUGUAAUUAAUGUAGAGGAUUUGUUUUAAUGUAAUAGAACUUUGAUUAAAAAAUAAACACUUAUCAAAAUAUAAAA
Gymnodraco acuticeps is the source of this 3054-nucleotide messenger RNA. RefSeq names its product propionyl-CoA carboxylase subunit alpha (gene pcca). The coding region runs from base 57 to 2192 and encodes 711 amino acids. Gene Ontology annotation, molecular function: metal ion binding; propionyl-CoA carboxylase activity; ATP binding. The record is from RefSeq and is a predicted model, not a curated record. Gene Ontology annotation, cellular component: mitochondrion. The transcript is spliced from 23 exons. NCBI's taxonomy places the organism in Eukaryota, Metazoa, Chordata, Actinopteri, Perciformes, Bathydraconidae.